UACCAUCACGUGACUUCGUGACGAAACCAACGCGGAAGUGAGAGCGGAAAAAUUUGAACCCAUAUUUACAUUCCGUUUUGACCAUUUCUAUUAUUUACAUUCCUUUGUGGCUAUUUCUUGUGCUCGCUUACAAUGAGCAUAAAUACGUUGCUGGUAAAAAAAAGAAGAAAAGACUAGGGUCAUGAAUUAAUGCAUUUAAUUUAACGUUAUGUCGCUGGUUAGCUGUAAUUGUUAGCAGCGUUAGGCUAAUGUAGGCUAGCAUGCGGCUAACGAUAACAAUAACAUGAAAAAGAAGAAAUAAGAAGAUCCUCUUCAGCAGCGUCAUCAUGGAUCAUAUGCAACAAGAGGAGCACUGCAGCGACGGUGAGGACUUUUUCGGGGACUACGACAGCCUCCUGGAGGACACGUCCCUGCUGGCCAAACUGGAGCAGGCGGAGCGUGCGGAAGAUGACAAAAUGGAAUCCACCCUGCCGCCCGCGGAGGACAAGGACGCCCUCACCGACUCCAUCUUGGACGCUCUUGACGAGGACCUCUUCCGGGACUCUUUGCCGUCCAGCCAGCAGCAGUUCGUGGAACAGGAAGCGGAGAGGAGCAAAGCGCUCCAAAGCGGAGGACGGGACAAGAAGCGGAGGAGUGUGAGCGAGCACUUGAAGAGGACCAUGCGCUGCAACGCCGCUUCGCCCGCCAGCCUUUCCCGCUCCUUAGCGCUGAAGGAGGCGGUGCUUAGUGACGAGAUCAGCGACGCCAUGCACGCCAUGGAGACGGUCUCCUCUCAUACCACCGACCUGGGACCUUUUUUUGGACUCCCCACCAAAGUCAAAGAACUCCUCUCCAAACUGAGGGGCAUCAACAGCCUCUAUGAAUGGCAGGAGACGUGUUUAAAGUUGGAGUGUGUGCAGCAGAGGAGGAACCUGAUCUACACUCUUCCCACCAGUGGAGGAAAAACUUUGGUGGCGGAGCUCCUCAUCCUCCGGGAAGUUGUGUGCAGGAAGAAGGACUGCAUCUUCAUCUUGCCUUACGUCUCUCUGGUCCAGGAGAAGGUUCGUGGUCUGGCCUCCUUCGGCCUGGAGCUGGACUUCCUGGUGGAGGAGUACGCCGGCAGUAAGGGCAGGUUCCCGCCGGUCAAGAGGAGAGGAGGUCAAAGGUCGCUUUACAUCGCCACCAUUGAGAAAGCUCACAGCCUGGUCAACUCGCUCAUCGAGAGCGCCCGCUUGGACUGCGUGGGCCUGCUGGUGGUGGACGAGCUUCACAUGCUGGGAGACGGCAGCAGAGGAGCGCUCCUGGAAAUCACCCUGGCAAAAGUCUUGAACCUCAGCAGUCACACUCAGAUCAUCGGUAUGAGCGCCACCUUGGGGAACAUCAGCGACCUGCAAACUUUUCUCAAAGCUGAAACCUACAACAAUGACUUCCGACCCGUCCAGCUGAGGGAGUACGUGAAACUGGGGGACGGUAUCUACGAGGUGGACCCCAAAGAGGAGGAGUGUUUCCGGUUGUGUCGUCGUGUCAAGCUGAAGUUGUGUGGUGUCCAGUACUCCAGCGCCAUGCAGAAGAUGGACCCGGACCACAUCGUGGCCUUGGUGACGGAGGUCAUUCCACGCCACUCCUGUCUGCUCUUCUGUCCCACCAAGAAGAACUGUGAGAACGUAGCCGUCAUGAUCUGCAAGUACCUCCGAGAGGACUUCCUCCGACAGCGGCAGGCCGAGAAGGAAGUGCUGCUCCGAGAGCUGAAGGACAGCGGGAACGGUUCCAUGUGUCCGGUUCUGAGGAAGACGGUUCCGCUGGGCGUGGCUUAUCAUCACAGUGGACUGACGGGCGAAGAGCGGAAGCUGCUGGAGGACGCGUACUCUAACGGCGUCCUUUGUCUGCUCACCUGCACCUCCACCUUGGCGGCCGGGGUCAACCUGCCGGCCCGCAGGGUGAUCCUGCGCUCGCCGUACGUGGCCAGCGAGCUGAUCAAGACCAGUCAGUACAAGCAGAUGGCCGGACGCGCCGGUCGAGCGGGUCUGGACGAUGAAGGCGAGAGCAUCCUCAUCGUGCAGGACAAGGAGCGCUUUAAGGCCAAGGCCUUGUUGUGCGCCCCCAUGGAGAAAUGUUACAGCGCUCUGCUGGCGGACGAUGGAAAAUGUCUCCUCCAUCUCAUCCUGUCACUCGUGGGAUUAAAGGUGACGACGUGCGCGGAGAAGCUACAUGACUUCCUGCGAGGGACGCUGCUUUUCGUCCAACGGGAGCAUCUGUGCGAGCACUCCAGUCUGGACGUGGUCCUCCAGCAGGGUGUCCACCUCCUCCAGGUCAAAGGUCUCCUCAGCACGCAGGGCGACGCCUUGCACGUGACACGUCUGGGGAGGGCCACCUUCAAAGGUUCUGUGGACCUGAGCCACAGCCAAGUUCUGUACCAAGACCUGUGCAUCGGUCUGGAAGGUCUUCUCCUCAGCAGCUACCUUCACCUGGUCUACCUGGUCACGCCUUACGACAUGUCGCUGCAGUGCACGCCUGACUGGAUGACCUUCUACACCCAGAUGGCGUUGCUGUCGGCCGCGGAGCAGAAGAUGUGUGCGCACGUCGGCGUCCCUGAGAGUCUCGUGGCGAGGAAAGCCGCCGGACAGGCGGUGAAAAAGAGCGCCAACAUGGCAGCGAUGAAGCGCAUGUACUUGGCGCUGGUGCUGAUGGCGCUGCUCAAGGAGAACGACUUGUGGUGCGUGGCCCAGAAGUUCCAACUGAGUCGCGGCUUCGUCCAAUCACUUCUCAACUCGGCCGCCGCCUUCUGCUCGUGUGUGUUCCACUUCACUCAGGAGCUGGACGAGUUGUGGCCGUUCUGCUCCUUGUUUGAGGCGCUAACGAAGCGGCUGAGCUACUGCGUGAGGGCGGAGCUUAUACCUCUGAUGGAGGUGGCGGGCGUCAUGGAGUCCCGGGCCAAGCAGCUGCACGCCGCCGGCUACAAGACGCUGACCCACCUCGCCAACGCUGACCCCGUCCUCCUGGUCAGGAGCGUGGAACACCUCAACAGGAAACAAGCCAAUCAGAUGGUGGCGUCGGCCAAAAUGCUGGUCAAAGAGAAGGCGGCGGCGCUGCAACAGGAAGUGGACGAGCUGCUCACGCUGCCAGCUGACCUGCCGGAUAAAGAUGACCGUUGGUUGUUUUGAACAUUUUUAAUAGAAUAAAAUAUUUAUCUUCCAA
This is a messenger RNA of Nerophis ophidion (straightnose pipefish), 3174 nucleotides long. It is a transcript of the gene helq, whose product is annotated as helicase, POLQ like. The transcript is spliced from 18 exons. The record is from RefSeq and is a predicted model, not a curated record. Gene Ontology annotation, molecular function: ATP binding; nucleic acid binding. NCBI's taxonomy places the organism in Eukaryota, Metazoa, Chordata, Actinopteri, Syngnathiformes, Syngnathidae. Bases 327 to 3140 code for a protein of 937 amino acids.